This is a messenger RNA of Apis mellifera (honey bee), 1728 nucleotides long. It is a transcript of the gene Nfs1, whose product is annotated as cysteine desulfurase, mitochondrial. The transcript is spliced from 11 exons. Gene Ontology annotation, cellular component: cytosol; mitochondrion; nucleus. Gene Ontology annotation, biological process: [2Fe-2S] cluster assembly. Lineage: Eukaryota; Metazoa; Arthropoda; Insecta; Hymenoptera; Apidae. Bases 247 to 1593 code for a protein of 448 amino acids. Gene Ontology annotation, molecular function: pyridoxal phosphate binding; cysteine desulfurase activity. The record is from RefSeq and is a predicted model, not a curated record.
UUCCUGGAUAUAAUAAUUUUAUUUUAAAUAGUACGAAGAUAUAUUGUAUCUACAUAUAUAAAAAAUAAUAGACACAUAUAUUGCAUCAUUUUAUGUAGUAUUCGCUGGGAAUAAAUGUAUAUUUCCCAACGUAAUAUACGUAAUAUUUGAAACAAAAUUGUACUUUAUAACAAUUACGUUAUCUAAGGUUAGAACAUGUUAUAUCGUGACAAAUGAAAUAAAUUUGUGUUGUGUAUAAGAAUAAUUAUGUUUCGACCAUCAAGAAAUUUAUUAUUUUCUUUACAUCGUGUCAAGAAAUGUUGUGUAGUUUAUUUUAAUCAGGAUUUAUCAGAAGUAGAAAAUGAAUCUAUUUUGUCAGAUGAAUAUAAAAAAGGAUCUGCAGAAGGCAAGCCACUUUAUUUGGAUGCUCAAGCAACUACACCUAUAGAUCCAAGAGUAUUAGAUAAAAUGAUGCCAUAUUUUACAACAUAUUUUGGAAAUCCACAUUCUAGAACUCAUGUAUAUGGAUGGGAGUCAGAAGCAGCUAUUGAACUUGCACGUAAACAAAUAGCAAAUAUAAUAGAAGCAAAUUCCAAGGAAAUUAUAUUUACAUCUGGAGCCACAGAAUCUAAUAAUAUAGCUAUUAAAGGUGUUGCAAGGUUCUACAAAGAAAAAAAAAAUCAUAUUGUGACGACUCAGAUAGAACACAAAUGUGUAUUAGAUUCCUGUAGAGCUUUGCAAGCAGAAGGAUUUGAUGUAACUUAUAUUCCAGUAAAUACAAAUGGUCUUAUUAAUCUUGACGAAUUAGAAGAUGCAAUUAAACCAACUACCUCUUUAGUUUCUGUGAUGAUGGUAAACAAUGAGAUUGGUGUACAGCAACCAAUUACAAAGAUUGGUGCUAUUUGUAGAAAAAAAAAAGUGUUUUUCCACACAGAUGCAGCUCAAGCAAUAGGAAAAAUUCCAAUUGAUGUUAAUAAAAUGAAUAUUGACUUGUUGUCUAUCAGUGGCCAUAAAUUAUAUGGUCCAAAAGGAGUUGGAGCUUUAUAUGUAAGAAGAAGACCAAGAGUACGUGUAGAAGCAAUUCAAAGUGGUGGUGGCCAAGAAAGAGGUAUGAGAAGUGGCACUGUUCCAACACCUUUAGCGGUAGGUCUAGGAGCAGCUUGUCAUAUAGCAAAAACAGAAAUGGAGUAUGAUCACAAAUAUAUCACAAUGCUUUCGAACCGAUUGAUCGAGAAAAUAAUGUCAAAUUUAUCGCAUGUUACACGUAAUGGAGAUAAACAAGCUUGGUAUCCUGGAUGUGUGAAUUUAUCUUUUGCAUACAUAGAAGGAGAAUCUUUAUUAAUGGGUUUGAAAAAUAUUGCUUUGAGUAGUGGUUCCGCGUGUACUAGCGCAAGUUUAGAACCUAGUUAUGUUUUAAGAGCAAUUGGAACAUCAGAAGAUUUGGCACAUUCCAGUAUUAGAUUCGGUAUUGGUCGUUUUACAACAAUCGAAGAAAUUGAUUAUACCGCAGAAAAUACGAUUCGACAUGUUAAAAAACUUAGAGAAAUGAGUCCAUUAUGGGAAAUGGUCGAAGAGGGAAUUGAUUUGAAAUCUAUUAAAUGGACUCAACAUUAGUGACUCUUUUAUUACAUACUUUCAACUAUCUAAUAUGUAGAUAGUAUGAAUUAAAUAUAUAAAUCAUAUAAAUAAGUUAAACAAAACUAAUUAAGUAAAACUUAUGAAUGUGUAAUAAAUGUUUAUUUAAAAUUU